AUCAUCUUAAUUGAAUCGCUCUGCCUCAGAAAAUUAAUCUAACGGAGGAGAUGGCGGUGGCAAAGCCAAAGAGCCUUGUCCGGCCGUCAUCGUCAUUCCGGCUCAAGUCACCCAGCCUCAACUGCCUACGCCUGCGUCGCAUCUUCGAUAUGUUCGACCAGAACGGAGACGACAUCAUCUCCAUAGACGAGCUGAGCCAGGCCCUCGACCUCCUCGGCUUGGAAGCCGAUAUCUCGGAGAUUGAAUCCAUGGUGCAGUCCUACAUAAAGCCUGGCAACACCGGCCUAACUUUCGAUGACUUUGAGUCCUUGCACCAAUCUCUCAACGAUACCUUUUUCGGGAACAGCAACAGUAACGACGACGAUUGUCACGAUAAUCACCAUGAUUGUCGACGUGGUGGCGAGGAGGAUGGGGAAGCAGCAGCAGCAGAAUCGUCGUCCCAGGAGGAUGCGGAUCUAACGGAGGCAUUCAAGGUGUUCGACGAAAACGGCGAUGGUUUCAUCUCGGCACAGGAAUUGCAGGUGGUCCUCAGGAAACUAGGGAUGCCCGAGGCCCGAGACAUCGGUCGAGUUGAGCGUAUGAUCUUCUCGGUUGACCGCAAUCAGGAUGGCCAUGUUGACUUCCAUGAAUUCAAGGACAUGAUGCACAGCAUCAUGGUUCGUAGCUCUUGAAAUUGGA
This is a messenger RNA of Telopea speciosissima, 678 nucleotides long. Its product is annotated as calcium-binding protein CML42-like. NCBI's taxonomy places the organism in Eukaryota, Viridiplantae, Streptophyta, Magnoliopsida, Proteales, Proteaceae. The record is from RefSeq and is a predicted model, not a curated record. Bases 51 to 671 code for a protein of 206 amino acids. The transcript has a single exon. Gene Ontology annotation, molecular function: calcium ion binding.